Messenger RNA from Quercus lobata, 1506 nucleotides. Its product is annotated as zinc finger BED domain-containing protein RICESLEEPER 2-like. The record is from RefSeq and is a predicted model, not a curated record. The transcript has a single exon. NCBI's taxonomy places the organism in Eukaryota, Viridiplantae, Streptophyta, Magnoliopsida, Fagales, Fagaceae. Gene Ontology annotation, molecular function: DNA binding. Bases 1 to 1506 code for a protein of 501 amino acids.
AUGGAACCCUCUACUAAUGCCCCCCCUUCCCAAACAACACCCGCUGCCCAAGCUGGACCUGUUGUCCAAGCUGAACCUGUUCCCACUCCAACAAAUGCUGAGGCACUUCCACCUAGACCUAGUGAUAAAACCAAAGUGAGUGAGAUAGCUGUUGAUUGUGGUAAUAAUAGGAAGAAGUCUACUGCUUGGGAUCAUUUUGAAAAAAUAAAAAUCAGUGAGGGUCAAUUUAAGGCUGUCUGCCAUUAUUGCCAAAAAACUUACCAUGCUAAUAGUAAGGGUCAUGGUACUACAAAUUUAUUGAAUCAUACACCAAAUUGUGUUAAGAACCCUAAUAGAGCUUCACUUAAAGGGCAACAAACCUUAGCAUUUGAACCCAAAAUGAAUGGGGAGGAAGGGUUUAAGCUUGUACCAACAGCCUUUACUGUUGAGGCUUCUAGGAAGGCACUCGCAGAAAUGAUUAUAAUAGACAAGUUGCCUUUUAGGUUUGUUGAAGGGUAUGGGUUUCAAAAAUAUUCAACAACCUUACAACCUAAGUUGCAAAUUAGGGAUAUCCCAUCUCGUCAAACUGUGGCUAGAGAUGUGAUUAGCAUUUAUGGUGUUGAGAGAGAGAAACUAAGGGAAGCCUUGAAAGGUCGUAGGGUGUGCCUUACUACGGACACAUGGACUAGUAUUCAAAAUCUGAAUUAUAUGUCCCUCACAGGUCAUUUUAUUGAUGAUGAUUGGAACUUGCAUAAAAGAAUUUUGAAUUUUUGUCUAGUGGAAGACCAUAGGGGAGAGACUAUAGGUAGAAAGAUUGAGAUGUGUCUCCGUGAAUGGGGUGUUGAUGGCAUAUUCACCUUGACAGUGGAUAAUGCUUCCUCUAAUGGUGCUACCAUUAAAUUUUUACGAACAAUAACUAAAGAUUGGAAGGGGACUAUUUUAGAACAUGAGUUCUUGCACAUGAGGUGUUGUGCACAUAUCUUAAAUUUGAUUGUGGGAGAUGGUAUGAAAGAAAUUAAUGUGUCCAUUGCUAGGGUGCGUGAAGCAGUGAGGUAUGUGAAGUCCUCACCAAAUAGAAAUCAGACUUUUAGGAGUAUUAUGGAGAGAUUAGGUAUUGAAUCCAAAUGUUUACUAAGUCUUGAUGUACCAACUAGGUGGAACUCUACCUAUCUCAUGUUAAAUACUGCUGAAAAAUUUGAGAAAGUGUUCCUAAGAAUGGACUUUGAGGAUGAUAGCUAUUCUUCAUACUUUUUGAACAAGGAAAAUAGUGGUGGUUUGGGAUCUCCUUGUGGGGUUGAUUUUCAAAAUUGUAGAACAUUUGUGGGUUUCUUGAAACUUUUUUACAAUGCAACUAAAAAGUUCUCCGGUUCUUUGUAUGUGACUUCAAAUACCUUCUUUGAUGAGAUGUUUGUGAUUCAAGAAAAUAUUUCUCAUUUAAUUAAAUCUCAAAAUCAUCUCUUGAAAAACAUGGCAACUAAAAUGGAAGCUAAGUUUGAAAAGUACUGGGGGAAAGGGGAUAAAAAUUAA